Rubroshorea leprosula is the source of this 962-nucleotide messenger RNA. The record is from the annotation of a GenBank genome assembly. Lineage: Eukaryota; Viridiplantae; Streptophyta; Magnoliopsida; Malvales; Dipterocarpaceae.
UACAAAAAACAAAUAUUCAGAAUGAAAGGCAGAAGAAAACGAGGUGGGGAAUUUUUGACGUCCAACCCAAAAGGAGGCCCAAGUGGCCCUAUCACAAAACCCUCUGCAACUCAACAAGAAGAACCUCGCGGAGGGUUUUACGUCCGAGAAAGAAAAGGAGAGGCUCAACGCCUCGGCUAUGUAGCUCGCUCUGCUUUCAAGUUGCUUCAGAUACAGAAUCAGUACAAGUUGAUAAAAUCAGGUUCUUCUGUUCUUGACCUUGGCUGUGCUCCAGGUGCUUGGCUUCAGGUAGCUUGUCAGAGCUUGAGUCCAUUAAAGAAUGGUAGUUCUGUGGAGGGGAUUGACCUUAAGAAGGUGAAGGUUCCUUCCACUCACUGUGAUGCCAGAGUUCAAACAGUUUCUGCUGAUGUCAUGAAACUUCCCAAGCACCAAAUUACAGAACUGUCUCCUCUGCAGAAAGGGUUCUCAGUAAUACUCUCUGAUAUGUGUCCCUUGGUUUCUGGAAUUACAACUAAGGAUGCAGCUUUAUCAUUUGAGUUAGGGGUGAGAGCACUUGAUUUGGCUGUUGGGUCUGCUGCCAUCCUUCCAGAUGAUGAUAGUAGGGAAGGACAGCCAGAUCAUUCAACUUCUUGUUCGGAUAAUGCUGGAGUACUUAAAGCAGGGGGGCAUCUUGUGGUGAAGCUUCUGGAAAGUGAGGACAUACAAGAAUUUGGCCGGAUCUGCAAACCCCAGUUCAGAAAGGCAUCAUGGUUAAGGCCUAAGGCUACAAGAUCUUCAUCCAGAUCUGUCAAGGUUUGAAGCCAUAGCAAAGAACAGAUUUUGUAACCUGGAUAAUGUCUGUUCAGUUUCUAGCAACCAGGGUGUAAGCCUGAGCCAUUGUUCUUGCUGAUAAUCAUGUAUUAGUUUUGUUAUCUUAAAUAGGAUGUCAAUGGGUGUGGUGUGGUGUGACAAAAUCACAUUUU